Molecule: messenger RNA, 1475 nt
Organism: Camellia sinensis
Lineage: Eukaryota; Viridiplantae; Streptophyta; Magnoliopsida; Ericales; Theaceae
Source: RefSeq, a predicted model, not a curated record
AAGGUAUGAAGCUCAUUUGUGGGACAAGAAUUGCUGGAAUGAAUCACAAAACAAGAAAGGAAGACAAGUCUAUCUUGGUGCCUAUGAUGAUGAAGAAGCUGCUGCUCAAAGACAAACAGCCUCUCUACUGGUGGUUUGAAUGGGAUGAUGUGACUAUGUAGUUUCUAACAGGCUUGUGUUAAUUAGGUUAAAUGGAAUUAAAUCACAAGCUAUCUGCAGUUUCUGUACUAAAUUGAGUGAUACUGUCUCAAGUGAAAUAGGAAAAGCAUAUGGAAAAACAACGUAUCUAGUCACGAGUCACGACAUUUAAGAUAGUUCCAAGGGGAACCGAAGGAGCUGUUAGUGUUGAGGGAACCGUUGCUGGACUUUUAGCAUCAAUUCUCCUUUCUUUCGUUGGUUAUCUGAUGGGUGAGAUAAAUGGACCCGAGGCUGUGAUUUGUGUUGUAGCUUCCUAGAUUGCUAAUCUUGGUGAAAGCGUGAUAGGUGCUUCCCUCCAAGAGAAAGAAGGAUUCUGAUGGGGUGGAAGACCACGUGUUGCAGACUUCGUUCAUGGUUCUGAUGGAUUAGGGAACAUUUCCUUACCUCCUCCAAAAUCCAAGAAAAUUAAGAAGAAGGCAUCGGAAUUUUUGGUGGAUAUGGUUUCUAAAUAUCCUGGUGAAGUAUCCAUACUUGUGCUGGGACCAUUGACAAAUUUUGCUUUAGCAAUGAAAAGGGACUCAUCCUUUGCAAGCAAGGUCAAGAGAGUAGUUAUUCUUGGUGGAUCUUUCUUUGCAUUGGGGAAUGUCAAUCCUGCUGCUGAAGCAAAUAUUCGGCGUGCCUUGCAAGUCCUACAUUGUGUUGAGGAUGGGAUUAUUGUUCAUGAACAACCUUUGUUUUAUGAGGAGCCUGAUGUGCAUGAAAAUAUGCGUCUUUCUGUAGACGAUAUGUCUUAUGAGGAGUUGUUGGCCCUGGAGGAUCAAAUUGGAAAUGUGAGCACUGGAUUGAGUGAGGAAGCUAUUUUGGCAGCUGUGAGGCGGCAUUGUUAUCUGUCAAUGAAAUUAGGACCUCCAGUGGAAGAGGAACCGUGUUGUAUUUGUCAGGAGGAUUAUGUUGAUGGAAAGGAGCUUGGUAAGCUGAAUUGUGGGCAUGAGUUUCACUUCAAUUGCAUCAAACAAUGGCUCGUGCGAAGAAUAACUGUCCCAUUUGAAAAAAGACUGCAGUGGUUGUUUGAGAGAUCAUCGGUUUCAGGGAACUCUUAUCCCAAAUCAGAGAUCAUUUGCCAAUGAGUUGUCCCUGUAAACUUCUCUUCGGUCCCUUCGCCAUCUGAACUUAUACCAUCGGCUUGCCAUUUCCUUUUGUUUGUUUCUUCUUCUUUUUUUUACUUUUCUUACCUGAGAGUUUUCAUUUCAGUCAUGUGCAAGUUCAAAUUUGAGCUAAUACGUGUUCUUUUAUAUAAAUUCUUAGUUAAUUCUUUAUCUCUCUAGUUAAAUUUUCAA